Molecule: messenger RNA, 5621 nt
Organism: Spodoptera frugiperda (fall armyworm)
Lineage: Eukaryota; Metazoa; Arthropoda; Insecta; Lepidoptera; Noctuidae
Gene: TrpA1
Product: transient receptor potential cation channel subfamily A member 1
Exons: 23
Coding region: 167-3946 (1259 amino acids)
Biological process (GO): monoatomic ion transport; transmembrane transport
Cellular component (GO): membrane
Molecular function (GO): protein binding; monoatomic ion channel activity
Source: RefSeq, a predicted model, not a curated record
CCCAUUCGCAACACAUUCACCGCGAUGACCAUAAUAACCGCGGCCGCGCUCUGUCGCCUACCCGAACGCACGCAACUUUUUUAAAAAAAGUUUAUAAGAAAAGUAUUUGACCUCCGCGCAUCAGUGACCUAUUUUGUGAUUUCGCGAGUCUAAUGUUAUAUCAACCAUGUGGCUGCUAGGAGGUGGAGCGGCUCGACCAGCUCAGCAGCGCGCGUGCCGAGGCCCUGCAAUCCUGUCAACGCCUGAUGGUGCCAUGCCUUCUGUGCAAGUCAUUACUCACAACUUUUCUACCACACCACGGAAACGGGGACUAGCGGAAUGGGUAUGGACCCUGACCGGUCAGAAUCGACAAAAUCGUGAGAAGGUGGAUCCAGGAGGUGAGCUCCAGAUAAUGCUGCCUGCCCAACCUGAUAAACCCACAUCAGGAGAGGUGUGCUUGCUUGCUGAGAGCCCGUUCAGAAUCCUGAGGGCAGCAGAGAGUGGCAAUGUGGAGGACUUUAUGCGUCUGUACCUGAGCGAGCCAUCGCGGCUGGCAGUCAGGGACGGUCGCGGUCGCACCGCGGCACACCAGGCAGCAGCUAGGAACAACACUAACAUACUACACUUCAUUAACAACUACGGGGGAGACUUGAACGCUAAAGACAACUUUGGUAACACCCCGCUGCACAUCGCCGUUGAAAACGUUGCUUUGGAUGCUAUCGAGUUUUUGCUUCAACAUCGCGUCGAUACCAACAUUUUGAACGACAAGAGCCAAGGUGCUCUUCAUCUUGCUACAGAGUUGAAUAGGGUUUCAGUCCUUCAAACCUUCGCGAAGUAUAAAGACCAAUUCAACGUAGAGCUUGGUGGCGAGCACGGCCGCACAGCGCUGCACUUUGCUGCCAUACAUGACCACGACAUCUGUGCCAAGAUAUUGAUAACAGACUUAGGCGCUGAAUGCAAGAGAGCUUGUAACAACGGGUACUAUCCCAUCCACGAGGCUGCUAAGAACGCGUCCUCGCGGACUAUGGAGGUAUUCCUCCAGUGGGGAGAGUCUAAAGGUUGCACCAGAGAAUCAAUGAUAUCCUUGUACGAUAACGAGGGCAAUGUGCCCCUGCACUCUGCCGUGCAUGGAGGAGAUAUCAAAGCCGUCGAACUUUGCCUGAAAUCCGGAGCAAAGAUAUCUACGCAGCAGUAUGAUCUGUCUACACCAGUCCAUCUGGCUUGCGCUCAGGGUGCCCUUGAGAUAGUGAAGCUCAUGUUCACCAUGCAGCCGACGGAGAAGCUGGCUUGCCUGACGUCUUGCGAUGUUCAGAAGAUGACGCCGGUGCACUGCGCUGCGAUGUUCGACCAUCCUGACAUCGUGAACUAUCUAAUCAACGAGGGUUCUGACAUCAACCCUCUGGAUAAGGAGCGCAGGUCGCCGCUGCUGCUAGCUGCUUCCAGGGCCGGAUGGAGGACUGUGCAGACCUUGAUUCGUCUGGGCGCUGACAUCGAGCUCAAAGAUAUAAACUCCAGGAACGUGCUCCAUCUUGUCGUGAUGAACGGAGGCAGGCUCGAGGAGUUCGCAGCCACGUGCAAGAAUCGCUGUGAGAGGAGCCUUGCACAGCUUCUGAACGAAAAAGACAGCGCUGGCUGCUCACCCCUCCACUAUGCCAGCCGUGAAGGUCACAUUAGAUCUCUGGAGAACCUCAUCCGUCUUGGCGCUUGCAUCAACUUGAAGAACAACAACAAUGAGAGUCCCUUGCACUUUGCUGCCAGAUACGGCCGCUAUCACACCGCUUGCCAGCUGCUCGACUCCGAUAAAGGAACGUUCAUCAUCAACGAGAGCGAUGGCGAGGGGCUGACACCGCUCCACAUCGCCUCUCGUGAAGGUCACACGAGGGUCGUGCAUUUACUGCUGAACCGUGGUGCAUUGCUGCACAGAGAUCACAAUGGACGCAAUCCAUUGCACCUGGCCGCCAUGUCUGGGUACACCCAGACAAUUGAACUUCUGCAUUCCGUUCACUCCCAUCUCCUAGACCAGUCUGAUAAAGAUGGGAACACCCCAUUGCAUCUUGCUACUAUGGAAAACAAGCCCAACUCCAUUGCUCUUCUUCUGUCCAUGGGAUGCCGUCUCAGCUACAACAACUUGGACAUGAGUGCCAUCGACUACGCUAUCUACUACAAGUUUCCAGAGGCAGCUCUCGCUAUGGUUACCCACGAGCAACGAGCUAAAGAGGUGAUGGCACUACGGUCUGACCGUCAUCCCUGCGUGACUCUCGCCCUCAUCGCGUAUAUGCCUCGAGUCUUCGAAGCCGUGCAGGACAAAUGCAUCACCAAAGCCAACUGCAAGAAAGACUCCAAAAGCUUUUACAUAAAGUAUAGCUUCGAUGCCCUGUGUCCACAACUUAAAAUGGAAGAUGGCAAUAACGUUCGUCGGAAAUCGGAGAACGUGCCAAAAUCCCAGAACAUACCUUUACCUGCCCUAAAUAUUAAGUAUUCUUUCAAAUUCUACCAACGGUCGAAGCUUGAAGUCGACGCAUUAAGACUGGCCCUUAAUGACCCCAAGUAUCGGCCAGAACCGUUGUGUGUUAUCAACGCUAUGGUUGCCCACGGACGGGUAGAACUGUUGGCCCAUCCAUUGAGCCAGAAAUAUCUGCAAAUGAAAUGGCACAGCUACGGCAAAUACUUUCACUUGGCCAACCUACUGUUCUACUGCAUCUUCUUGAUAUUUGUGACCGUCUAUACGUAUUUACUGAUGGGAAGCUCCGAAAAUUAUGCACAGACGAAGAAAGCUGCUAAAUGUAACCUAUCUGACCCCAUGAAUUUUGACCGUGAGAACAAAACCGAAAAAAAUAAUGUUUUUAAUUCUGAUUUCGAGUCGAAAGUGGCAAUGUAUACAAGUACAGUGGCUAUAUUGGCGUAUAAUGCCAUAUGUUUGAUUCGGGAGGCUUAUAAUGUCAAACAACAGAAAUGGCAUUAUCUGGUGGACCCAUCCAACUUGGUAUCCUGGCUCUUGUACAUUAGCUCGACUCUGAUGGUUAUCCCGACAAUAUGCAAUUAUUUUGAGGAAAUUCAGUUCUCGGCUGCGUCAAUAACUGUAUUUUUGUCAUGGUUUGAGCUGCUUCUGUUACUCCAACGUUUCGACCAAGUUGGAAUCUACGUUGUGAUGUUCCUCGAAAUACUUCAGACCCUGAUUAAAGUUUUGAUGGUGUUUUCAAUCCUGAUCAUCGCAUUUGGAAUGGCGUUUUAUAUUCUCCUGUCUAAAGUGGGUCCUGACGAGACGGGACACCACUUGUCGUUUAAUAGCAUACCCAUGUCUCUCAUGAGGACCUUUGCAAUGAUGCUUGGUGAAUUGGACUUCGUUGGCACUUACGUUCAGCCCUAUUACAAAUCUGAGACGGAUAUUCUGCUGCCGUUCCCAAUGCCUACGUUUUUCAUACUUGGUAUAUUCAUGGUGCUGAUGCCCAUUUUACUGAUGAACUUGCUGAUCGGUUUGGCUGUAGGAGACAUUGAGAGUGUGAGGCGCAAUGCCCAGUUGAAACGGCUGGCCAUGCAGGUCGUUCUUCAUACUGAGCUCGAACGAAAACUUCCGGCCAUACUUCUGGAAAAAGUGGACAAAGAUGAACUGAUCGAAUACCCAAACAACAAGAAAUGCAAGCUCGGUUUCUUGGACCUAAUCCUUCGCAAAUGGUUCUGCAAUCCCUUCACCGAUGAUGCUGGCCUUGACUUGGUGCUGGAAAGCAGUGAGGAUUACAUAACUGCUGAACUGGAGAAGCAGAAACGUAAAUUGCGUGACAUAUCAUUGGUACUGGAGCAACAGCAUACACUUGUGCGUCUGAUUGUGCAGAAAAUGGAGAUCAAGACCGAAGCUGAUGAUGUGGAUGAAGGCGUUUCUCCAGGUGAUACUCGCGUGGUCCCUCGCUGGAGCUCCCCAAGGAUCCGUAAGAAGCUGCGCACUGCUUCUUCUUUCAACAAAGGUGGCUAAGCAUCACGAUACACCCCAUUGCACUAUAGGUAUACUAAAUUUGUAAAGUCUAAGAUCUCACGACAAGGUUUUUGCUAUUACGAAGACCACGGUAAGAAUUUGCUGUUAAAAACUACCCAAAAAACGAAUUGACUGAUCCUCCUUUUUCCGCCUGUUCUUGUCAUCUACCAUCAAGAAGAUAACUGCAAGAACCAUGUCGUCGGAUCUUACACUGUUGUCUAUUAAUCCUUCAUUGUAAGUUACACUUAUGUUCUUGUUUAUUGCUGUUUUAAUAUUCACCGUUUCUAAUAUUUCUUUCGUUAGUGUACUUAAAUAUUUCUAUCCCUAUCUAAAAAGUUAACGUUAGCUAAGAAUAAUAUGAUAUCAAAAAUGAAUUAGUGUCUCGAAUUUAUUGUUGUAGUUUCAAAUUAAUAUUACAUGUAAGAUUGAAUGUCAGUAGUUCUAAAUGUAAUCAUUAUCAUACUUGAUUGACAGUUCUUAAGCUUUUAAAUAGUAUCCGUUGCUAAUAAUCUAGUUAACAAAGAACGGUGAUUGGCGAAAUUAUGUUUCAGUCAAGCUAUCAAAUCUAUCAAGGCUUGCUGUGAUUGGUUGACUGUUUUUGGUCAACUGAUUAUAUUGCUUGAUGAUGUACCCUUCAUAUAUUCAAAAUCCUGAAAAGAUUUCUUUCUGUUUUCUAUUACAAACAAUUUAAGACACUUAUUUUUACAAGAUUUCUUCUUCUUUCUUCUUCAAUUUUUUUUUCUGAUUCUUCAUUAUGAUAUAACCCAAUAUUUUAGCCUUUUUUUAGGGCUGUCACCGACUUAGCUCUAAAAUUAAAUUAUCAUUACUUAUAAAUGUUUCGGGAAUAAGAUUUUAAGCAUAAUAUGUAAAUGUAAAAGCGAUUAGCGCAUGAUUUUUCGGCCUACCUAUGUAUGGACCGGGUCUGAUGAUAAUGGAUAGGAUAAAUUAUAAUUAUAUUACAUAAUAAUAAUAUGGCACAAGCCCAUUCGAUGUAAUUUAGAAAAAUAAUAUCAUAAAUGUUAGAUAAAAACUAUAUUAUAACCGUUUUAAAGUACUUCUAUGUAACUUACAAUUUACCCAAUAGGUGUAAUAAUCAUUAUAUAGUAUAUCUAAACCGAUAUAGAUAGUUUCAUGACUUAAAUAGGUGUUCUUACAUUCAAGUGUUUUACAAUAAUUCUGAUGUUAGUAUGUAUAUAUAUACAGCCUAUAUAUUUGGGUUAUUCUCGGAAAUGACUGUGCGUCGAAUGCGUUUUAAGGGAAGGUUUAGAUAUAAAAGAGUAUUUAUUAACAUGCGGGUGUCAGGACCGCGAGACCAAUGAGUAGGGAGAGCUGUUCCAAGUAACAACUAGUCGAUUUCGCAAGGACGUUAUAUUAUUAUAUAUAAACAUAUUUACUUACUUACAUAAUUUAAAUCUAGUCUUUUAUACCAAAUACGUAGCUGUUCCGUUAUAAAUAUGUUAUUUCUUAUAUUAUAUUUUAUAUUAACGAUUGUUUUAACAUUGAGCUGGUCUCACGUUUUAUUCAUUUUAAAUAUUUUAUACGUUAUAUUUUAAUGUUACGUUUUAUUUUUUUUUAAUAUUUUAAACUUAAAUGAUCGUGCAAUUAAGAUUUUUCUAACAUGAAAAGUCUUUAAACGGCCUUUUACAUUAUGCGAGUGGGUCAUAGUAAUAAAAUA